This is a messenger RNA of Cavenderia fasciculata, 279 nucleotides long. It is a transcript of the gene cyb5B, whose product is annotated as cytochrome b5 B. Gene Ontology annotation, molecular function: heme binding. The record is from RefSeq and is a predicted model, not a curated record. Gene Ontology annotation, cellular component: intracellular membrane-bounded organelle; membrane. The transcript has a single exon. The coding region runs from base 1 to 279 and encodes 92 amino acids. NCBI's taxonomy places the organism in Eukaryota, Evosea, Eumycetozoa, Acytosteliales, Cavenderiaceae.
AUGACAGAAGAUAUUAAACCAUCAUACACAUUAGAACAAGUAUCAAAGCACAAUACUAUUGACGAUUGUUGGAUUGUCAUUGACGGUAAAGUGUACGAUUGCACCAAGUUUGCCGAUGAUCACCCAGGAGGAGCAGAGACCAUUGUCGAUGUAGCAGGACAAGACGCUACCAAUGAUUUUGUAGAUACUGGUCACUCUGAAAAGGCUGUAGAAAUGUUAAAAGAUCUAUACAUUGGUGAAUGUUCAGAUUCUAUAGGAUUGGUGAUUUCAUCUUUAUAG